UGAGCUGGUCUGUAAUGAUAGGGCGGCAGCAGCAGCAGAGGCAGCAGCAGAGGUAGUCGGGGAGGUGGAGGAACCAGAACACCAUGACCGAACACACAGGUGUUUCUCAGGAGUAAUUAGAUUGCUGAAGGCAAAAAUAUACCUGAGCAUUUUUACCUGUGAGCCCAGUAACAACUGAGAAGGAAUCUGAAAGCAAAGAGGAAGAGAACCAUCAGUCAAGAAACACCAACAGGCACCAAAGUUGAAAGUUUAGGGGGUUUAUUUUUAUUUAUUUAUUUAUUUUGUACUUUUUUGCUACUUCCUUUUCUCCCCUGCGGGUAACUACAAUGGUCAGAAAGCCUGUGGUGUCCACCAUCUCCAAUGGAGGUUACCUGCAGGGGAAUGUUCACGGGAGGCUGCCCUCCCUGGGCGGCAGGGAGCCACCUGGGCAGGAGAAAGUUGUGCUGAAGAAGAAAAUCACUCUGUUGAGAGGAAUCUCCAUCAUCAUCGGAACCAUCAUCGGAGCAGGGAUCUUCAUCUCUCCUAAGGGCGUGCUCCAGAACACGGGCAGCGUGGGCUUGUCCCUGGUCGUCUGGACCGUAUGCGGGGUCCUGUCACUGUUUGGAGCCUUGUCCUAUGCUGAGUUGGGAACAAGCAUAAAGAAAUCUGGUGGUCACUACACAUAUAUUCUGGAAGUUUUCGGACCAUUACCAGCUUUUGUGCGAGUCUGGGUAGAACUGCUCAUAAUACGCCCUGCAGCCACUGCUGUGAUAUCUCUGGCAUUUGGACGCUACAUUCUGGAACCAUUUUUUAUUCAAUGUGAAAUUCCUGAACUUGCAAUCAAGCUCAUUACAGCUGUGGGCAUAACUGUGGUGAUGGUCCUGAAUAGCAUGAGUGUCAGCUGGAGUGCCCGGAUCCAGAUUUUCCUAACCUUUUGCAAGCUCACAGCAAUUCUGAUAAUUAUAGUCCCUGGAGUGAUACAGCUAAUUAAAGGGCAAACACAACACUUUAAAGAUGCCUUUUCGGGAAGAGAUGAAAGUAUUAUGGGAUUGCCACUGGCUUUUUAUUAUGGAAUGUAUGCAUAUGCUGGCUGGUUUUAUCUCAACUUUGUUACUGAAGAAGUGGAAAAUCCUGAAAAAACCAUCCCCCUUGCGAUAUGUAUAUCCAUGGCCAUUGUCACCACUGGCUACGUGCUAACAAACGUGGCCUACUUCACGACCAUUAGUGCCGAGGAACUGUUGCUUUCGAAGGCAGUGGCUGUGACCUUUUCUGAGCGGCUCCUGGGAAAUUUCUCAUUAGCAGUUCCGAUCUUUGUUGCCCUCUCCUGCUUUGGCUCCAUGAAUGGUGGUGUGUUUGCUGUCUCCAGGUUAUUCUAUGUUGCAUCUCGGGAGGGUCACCUUCCAGAAAUUCUCUCCAUGAUUCACAUCCGCAAACACACUCCUCUGCCAGCUGUUAUUGUUUUGCACCCUUUGACCAUGAUAAUGCUCUUCUCUGGGGACCUCUACAGUCUUUUGAAUUUCCUCAGUUUUGCCAGGUGGCUUUUUAUUGGGCUGGCAGUGGCUGGACUGAUUUAUCUUCGAUACAAACGCCCAGAUAUGCAUCGUCCUUUCAAGGUGCCGAUCUUCAUCCCAGCUUUGUUUUCCUUCACGUGUCUCUUCGUGGUCGCCCUUUCGCUUUAUUCAGACCCAUUUAGCACGGGGAUUGGCUUCAUCAUCACUUUGACCGGGGUCCCUGCCUACUAUCUCUUCAUUAUAUGGGACAAGAAACCCAAGUGGUUUCGAAGAAUGUCAGAUAGAAUAACCAGAACAUUACAAAUAAUACUGGAAGUUGUACCAGAAGAAGAUUGUCAUAAAUAAUGAGUUAAGAUAUUUGAAAUCUUGGCAAUCCAUCCUUGGCCUUGUUUCUUCCCAAAGGGCUAAAAUUUAAAAAAUGGAUCUUCACGCCAUUUUAUGAAAAUCCAGAGGACUGCAACUUUGGAAAUGGACUAAAGGAAUCAGUUAUGUUUAUCUUUUAGAUUUUUCAAACAUGUUUCUAAGAAAUUUAGUUACAACUCAUUGUAGUUAUAGAAAGCUGAUAAACAAUGAUACAGUUCGCGUGAGCAUUGAAUCCCUGAUACCUACCUGUUAGGGAAAAAGACUACAGAAUUGACAGUUACUUUAGUGGUAACUAAACUGGUUAUGUUCUCUGUAACAUAUCCAUGGCUAAGAACCUUCAAAUUGAAGACUGAGAUGUUUUCUGUACAUAUGGGUUUUGUAAAAACAGUUUUUAUAUACUGUAGGUAACUGUACUUUGAAAAGUGUUUUCUACUCUUUUGAUAAAAAGCAUAUGUCAUCAUUAUGGACAGCAGAAAGAAAGAAAUUUAUUUUACAUUGGCAUUGCAUUGCUUCCCACAAAUAUCAACUUAGAUAUUACUCAUUUUAAUGGAUUAUAUACAGAGCAUUUUGAACAAAGAACAGAGGAGGUAUGCCUAAUUUUAAUGAAUUCAUUAAAGAAGAGAUUCUAGGGGAUAUUGUUUUUGAGGCAAAUCUAGGAGUUAUUUUUAAGUAAAAAAAAUUCUUGAGAAUGUAUUAUGUUAGGAUUUUUUUCACUCAAUAUUAGGAAGUGCUGUGGAUAUGUGCCAUUUUUUUUUUUCAUGACGGUCUAUUUGAUCAAGGAAGGAUGUAACACCUUUCUUAGAGCAAGGUAACAAUCAAUAUGGUAAUAAAUCCUCAAGCCCAAUCACUUGUUUCACUAAUAAUUUGCCCUUUGAUGGAUAUAUCUAAAUAUGUACAUUUUAAAUCAUCAAGUUACAGUAACAACAUAGACAGAAAUCACUAGGAAAGAAAAUGCCCAAAAUAUUAUGAUCAGUUCUAUGGUUCUCUAUGCAAUGUUACUGAUUCUAAACAACUUUUAAAUUUCAUAGCCAUUUUUAUAUAGUGAUGAUUUACAUUUCUUUGUAUACUUUAUAUUCUAUUAAAAUAUCUCUAUGGAUAAAAAUAUCCAUAUAAAUUAGGAAAAGAUAUAUUUACAUAAAAAUAAGGGAAGAAAUGUCACUGUUAAAUAAGUUUUGAAACUAAUGUUUCUAAGAAUUUUUCCAUUUAUGUGUCCAGGCUUUGUCAGUAAUUUUCUCAUCUCAAUUAUCAUUCAACUUGUAAAAGAGAUAACUGAUAACAAAUUCACUGAAAGAAGGAGAAACUGUGCAUGAAAUGUGUAUAUUCAGACAGGUUUUAUUUUACUAGGUUUAGAAACUCUUGUGGAACUUUCAAAUAAUAAUAUAAUUUUAACUAUUAUUUACAUAUACCUUGGAUUAAACAGCCAUGGCCAGAGUAUUUUUCAUCCUUUAAUUUUUAUCCAUUUAAAAAGAAUAAAAUUUGGAAGAAUUACACUGAUUAAAAUCAUUAAGAGCAGACAUAGAGUUCACAGACAAUUGAUCAAAGUGGAAUGAUGAUAAUUUGAGGAAAUUCCAAUUCAUUAAUUUCCAAUUCAUUAAUUUUGAUUUCAAAAUUAUAUUCAAUUAAUUUCAUUUAAUUAAGUUUCAAUUUAAUAUAUCCAAGAUUGAAAAUUUUUUCAGCCAAAUUUAGUGUUUGGGUCUUUAAGUAAAUUCAUAAAAAUUCCAUCCUUUUUCCCUUAUCAUAGGUUUUCAUACAGUUUUCAAAAUUUGAUCUGUGGUCCAUGCUUCUUAUAUUCAUUUGCCUAUAUCUCUCCCCACUAAAUUGUUGCUAGAGGUAAAAAUAGAGUUCCUUUAUAUUCUAUUUUUUUAUAGUCAAGGCUCUUAUAAUCUAAAUCAGAAAACUCUUCUGGACUUUUUUGUUCUGAAAUUAAAAAAAAAGUAAGUCUCACAGAGACAUUUGUAUAGUUCUUGAUUAUUCCUGAGGUUCACGUGUUUAUAUCAAAAGUGGCAGAUAGGUCUCCUCAUUUAUUUCCUUAGGUCUGGUUCUAAUUUCUCUUUAAAUAUAUCAUUAUACAAGCUAACUAGAUAACAUACUCAUUUUUUAUCACUUUUAAAAAUGAUUUUUGCAUUGUUAAUUUCUAACACCACUGUAAUAACAUUUUAACCAGAUGGACAGUCAGUCAGUAACUUUUUUUUUUAAAGUGAUGAGGAUUAAGUUGUAUCUCUACUUAUUCUUAGGAUACAUCAUGACAAGAUAGGGGCUUCUGUAAACAUCAAAUCAAUAUUCAUAGAAUUUAUUUGAAAUGGUAUUACGCCAAGCAGAUUAUAGUUUGAACACUCCUGCACUUUUAUAUAUAUGUGUAUUUUUAUACUAAGUAAUUUUCUCAUAUAUUUAGAACAAUUUUUUUCUCAUACAUAUUUUAUAUCAAAAUAUUAUGUGAUAUAUUUUUACCAGUGUGCAUAUUCAAAUGCUGAAAUACAUUUUCUGAGUUCAUUAGAACACAAAAAGUAAAAGUGGCCAAUGUAGUUUAAGACAACUAAUACACUGUUUUCAGAUAUUCUGCUUUUUUGGUACAUAAAUUCUCAAGUAUUUAGUUAUAAAUUAAGCAGAUCUGGUAAAGACUUCCAAAGCUAAAACAAUUUGAUUUUAAAAAUAGAAUGAUUCUCCUUCCACACUUAUGAAUAUUUCAGUAAACAUUUUGACCCCCUUUUGAAAAUAUUAAAUUAGUUUCCUUUGUUCAGUUGAAGAAAACUGUUAUAAAUUGUGACUUGGUCAGCUGGAAGUAGACCCUGUUCUUGUCUUUAGGAGAUUAAAGAUGUGUCCUAGAAAAGUUGGCUGGCUUCAGUACGGACCAUAAACAUGAGACGUGUGUACACACACACACAAGCGUGCAUGUGCUUGUACCAUAUCUCCCUGCUUCUGCUGGCAUAAAAUUAGGACAGAUUAUUAGGUUACAUUAGCAAUUCAUGGCCAUUUCUCUAACACUAAGAUAUGUAAGUUAAAACAACUUUCCAGAUUGUCUUAUGUGUCUGGUCAAAUUGUUUCCCCCAUUGUUAUUUGAUCUAUAAACAGGUGGUUAACAAGAGUAUAAUUACCUAACUCAAUAGAAUUCUGUGUUGAACUGAGUCAGUCUUUAGCUGAGAAAGGGGGCAUCUUUAACCUACACUUGAUUUCUUAUCAUAGAGGUAUAGGUUAUGAAAAGAUAGAAACUAGAGGUCAGAGUCACAGAAAAUGAAAGGUAACAUGUGGCUGGAGUUAAUAUUUUGGUCUAAUUUUUUAUACAAUAUAGCCAAUGAAAUAUUAAAAAUCAUCUGCUGUACACAGGUGGAUAUCCUGAGAUGCUAAUGCAAUGUAAGCUUCAGUGCCCCUCACUUAGACAUGCCCCUUCCAAGGUCCUGUACUUAAUUUUGAAUUGGGAAUUUUUUAUUAAAAAUUUUCUUGAAGAAAAUUAGUAAAAUUAUAUAUACUUCAGGCUCUACAAAACCUGCAUCUCUCCCUGUGAGAAAAAUCAAAGUACUCCCAGUACUUUUUCUACUAGAAAUAAGCAUGAGGUAUUAGUAGGAUAUAUUUUUUAGUAAUAAAGUUGUGAGUUAAUUGAAAUAUCUAUGUAUAACUACAAGUGGAUUUCUCUUACUAUUUCGUGUGAUAUAUAAGGAGAGAGUUUCACGUAGGACAUAUUUCAUGUGUCAGUUCUGAAUGACAGGAAAACAAUAAAUGGGAUUUUAAAGGUAGCUCUUUUUCUUAGUUUGGAAAGAAAUAUAGAUUUGGGGUUUGAAUGCAGAUGAGUCAAGAAAUUUUAUUUUACUUAAGUAACACCUUACUUCAUUUCUCCCUACAUAAUGUACCGUAUGUUGGUGCUGGUAAUGUUUAUAGAGUUACAUUUACUUUCCUAACCAUACAAAGUCAAGAAUUAAAGCAUGGAAUUGUGUAACUGAGAAGAAACUCCUAGAGGAUGUAAACUAGACUAGAUAAUGAGUCAUCUUGACAGCUUCUGUUUACAUUAUUUAUGUGUAGGUAAAAGAAUUAUUACCUAUGUAUGUAUUUUAAGUUAAUUUUUCCAUAAACAGUAUUUUUAAUUUCUCUAUCUAUAAACUAAAAGCGCAAACUCUAGAUAUUAUUAGUACUGUUCUUUAAAAAGAUAUUUUAAUAGCCAAUUGGGGGAGAUAAUCUUUCCUUUUUUUCAAAUUAAUUGGAGUCUUGAAAGUAAAUGCUUGGUCUAUUUUUAGGUCUGAUAAAAAUUCUCAAAGGUAUAUAUACAUCAUGGUCUCAGAGAAAGUUCACCAAUUUCUGUGUGUUGUGGGAUAUUUUUCUUCCCGCCCAUAUCAACGACAUAGUAACUUGAUCUUUUUGAACCAUUUCUCUGUUUUCUUUGAAUGAAUCAGUGAUUCCUUUUUUUUUUUUUUUGAUGUGAUAUUUUCAAGAUAGGAGUGAGUCUUAAUUUAAUUUUAUACACUUUACCUAAUCUUCUUAGUGUGAAAUUACUUUCUUGGAAAUCCCUACCCCAUUCUCUCUGUUAUCAUUGGCUUUAAAAUAUCACUGGAGGAUGGUUACGGUAUCCAAAUAGUUACCUGUUACAUGUGUGUAUUUUGGCUGCUUGGAUCAAGGGUACAUUUUUAGUAUCAGUAACUGCCUUCACAGUUUGUUAACAAUUCUCUUAAGAAACUGUGGAGCAUUAGGUAUCUAGGAGCCAUACAGAUGGGUGCACUGUUUGAAAGGGAGUAUACAUUUUUUUCCCUCAACGUAUGUACUACUGAUUUUAUUUUUUAAAGCAUGGCUUUCAAGUGAAUUAAUUUCUCAGAAGACUUGCUUCCUGAUUCCUUAUUACCUCUUGUUGAAGCCUCUCAAGGCCAUGUGGAAAGCUAGAGAGAAAGAGAGAGAGAAAAAAAAAGAAAAAAAGACUAGUGCACAGUUAUCUCUUUCACAGCAGUGGCUAUAUUUUGAGUACUUUGUGCAAAAAGAUAUUUUCACACAGCAUCUUGUGGGAAAACAGAUUAGGCCUUUAGAUGUUCCAGCUGUGAAAGUGGUUUGGUUUUGGUUUAAGUCCACUUAAAUGAGGAUUGUGAAGUUAGACCCCAUGUAUUCCUACUGAUUAAUAUUCUAUGCAUGCUCGGAAGCACAUUUUUGGCACAGCAGGAGGCAAUGCAAUGUGGUUUUCUGGUUCUAGGAUGGGACCAUAUGUAUACAUAUAUAUUUUUGUCUUUUUCCCACUGCACCUGCGGCAUAUGGAGGUUCCCAGGCUAGGGGUCGAAUUGGAGCUAUAGCCACCAGCCUACACCAC
Messenger RNA from Phacochoerus africanus (Common warthog), 7128 nucleotides. RefSeq names its product solute carrier family 7 member 11 (gene SLC7A11). The coding region runs from base 327 to 1835 and encodes 502 amino acids. Lineage: Eukaryota; Metazoa; Chordata; Mammalia; Artiodactyla; Suidae. The record is from RefSeq and is a predicted model, not a curated record. Gene Ontology annotation, cellular component: membrane. Gene Ontology annotation, biological process: amino acid transmembrane transport. The transcript is spliced from 12 exons. Gene Ontology annotation, molecular function: L-amino acid transmembrane transporter activity.